AAUUUUCUCGGUGCGGUAGGACGGGUUCGCACGAAUUGAAGCGUGUCACUAUCGACUGCUCCAAAUGGCCGAGGUAAUUUCGAAUCUAAUCGUGGAAUCCACGAUGCCCAAUGGGUAGGUACGUUGUGAUUUGGUCGUUGAUAAAAAUCCUUACUCUAGCGUUCAAGAGAAAGAUUUGAACUUUUGUAAGCAAUUGAAUGUUAUUAUAAGUUGAAUCCUUUGAAGGAUUAAACCCAAAGUUUUAUUAGAGCAUAGAAGAAUUUUGUAUCUCAUUUAGUUCAAGUUCUUCCUCACUAAUGUGGACGAGGAUACAUAAUUUUCCCCAGCAAUGCUCAUUUGCUUAGUUCAUAGAUCUCAAUUGAAAAAGAAUUUACAGGUUCGUAGUUCUUGCUAGUCCUCAUUCGUCUAUAAGCAUCAACAUAACUAAUGGGGAGUUGGCUCUAGUAAAAGGUGCUAGUUUUCCACAAUGUGAUGAACCAAAUUCUACUAGGAGAGAUAUUUACAUUUAAUGUCAGACUAUAUCUCGAAUAGAAUUACUUCCGAAAGAGGAUACAUAUGUUAAACAAAAAAACAUAACUAUUUUUAUAUGCUAUAGCACAACAACGUGGAUUUUGUUGGCGAUUGGGUUUUUGAUAGAUGUAACACUUCUCAAUGUGUAGGAAUCAUUGCAGCCAAAAGAUAUCACUUGGGACAGGUUUCCUUGAUUGUCUUUGAAGAACAACCUUGUGUAUAUCUUUUGGUGGUGAGUUAGGUCUUUAUUGAAUGUACCAAUGAAAUCAGGCUAUCAACAUGGUGGAGUUGAUACUAUUCACACUAAGGUCUUUCUAACAUCACUGUCAGCUAUGGUGGCUGAGACCACAACUUUCCCCAUAGACUUGAUCAAGACCAGGCUCCAACUCCAUGGUGAGUCACUUUCCUCGAGUCAUCCCACUAGUGCAUUUAGAGUAGGCUUGGGCAUUAUUCGUGAACAAGGUGCUCUUGGCCUUUACAGUGGCUUGUCGCCAGCAAUUUUUAGACACAUGUUCUACACGCCUAUUCGAAUUGUUGGGUAUGAGAACCUGAGAAAUGUGGUUUCUGCUGAUAAUGCUUCGAUCUCUAUUGUUGGCAAGGCUGUAGUUGGUGGAAUCUCUGGUGUUGUGGCUCAGGUUAUAGCCAGCCCAGCUGAUCUUGUCAAGGUGAGGAUGCAAGCUGAUGGCCAAAGGGUGAGUCAAGGUCUUCAACCCUGGUAUUCGGGGCCAUUUGACGCUCUAAACAAAAUUGUUUGUGCUGAAGGAUUUCAAGGUCUGUGGAAGGGUGUUUUUCCUAAUAUCCAAAGAGCCUUCUUAGUGAACAUGGGAGAAUUAGCCUGUUAUGACCAUGCUAAACAAUUUGUUAUUAGAAGUAGGAUAGCUGAUGAUAAUGUUUAUGCCCACACUUUGGCUUCCAUCAUAUCAGGUCUGGCAGCAACUUCUUUAAGUUGUCCAGCUGAUGUUGUGAAGACUAGAAUGAUGAACCAGGCUGCUAAGAAGGAAAGGAAAGUCUUAUAUAAUAGCUCUUAUGAUUGCUUGGUAAAGACAGUUAAAGUUGAAGGAAUAAGAGCAUUGUGGAAAGGAUUCUUCCCCACAUGGGCAAGGCUUGGCCCAUGGCAAUUUGUGUUCUGGGUUUCCUAUGAGAAGUUCAGGACAUUUGCAGGGCUCUCUUCUUUCUAAUAUAAUAUUUUGAUUUAUACUGUCAUUUGUUCAUCCAUAAUAAAUUCACAAGUCACAAGGGACUAAUACCCAGAUUUAUGUAUUUUUUUCAACUUUUAGCUCAGUGUUUAAUUUUUUUGGGAUAAAUUACAUUUCUCUAUCCUAAGAGAUGAUUAAUUUAUUCUACCUACGCGUUUUACUGCAGUCUA
Molecule: messenger RNA, 1876 nt
Organism: Glycine soja
Lineage: Eukaryota; Viridiplantae; Streptophyta; Magnoliopsida; Fabales; Fabaceae
Product: mitochondrial uncoupling protein 3-like
Exons: 2
Coding region: 771-1688 (305 amino acids)
Biological process (GO): response to cold; transmembrane transport
Source: RefSeq, a predicted model, not a curated record